AUGAAUCAAACAAUAUCUGAUCUUACUUUAGACGAAAUUUUUGAAUCAAGAAAACCUGAACCAUACAUUAAAUCUUCUUGUAAAAAGUGUAUUACACCUAUCGAGUUUUAUCCUGAAGGGGAAUCAGUCGGACAAAAAGUUUCAGUCAAAUGCUGGGCUUGUGGUGAAGUUGAAACAUACACAGUAGUCGAACCAACAAAAGACAACAAGGAAAAUCAAUCAAAGUCAUCAGGAAAGAAAAAUGCCGAUAAAAAGCCUAUAUCAACUGGCUAUUAUGAUUUAUUAAAUGUUCCAAUAACUGCAACACAAGAAGAAAUUAAAAAAGCCUAUCGUAAACUAGCAAUAAAAUAUCAUCCUGAUAAAAAUCCUGAGGACCCAGCAGCAGAAGAAAAGUUCAAAAAAAUAUCUGAAGCGUAUCAAAUCUUAUCUGAUCCAAAGUUAAGAAAAAGAUAUGAUGAAGUGGGUGAAGAAACUGGAGUUAAGCCAGACGGAGGAUUUGUUGAUCCAGAGGAUUUCUUCAAAACAGUAUUUGGAGGAGAUCGAUUUACGGAUAUUAUUGGUGAGCUAACUAUGGGUAGAGACAUGAGAGAAGCAAUUGAAUCUGCUGAAGAAAAUGACAAUGAUAAAAAUUUAUCACCUGAAGAAAAAGCAACUAAAGAAGCUCAGAAGGCCGAAUUAGAAAAAGAGCGUACAAAAAUACGUGAAGAACGUAUUGAAACUUUAAGUGUAAAACUUAACAAAAAACUGGAUCUAUAUAAUACGCAUGGUGAAGAAGAAUUUAAGAAGAUAAUAGAAAUAGAGGCGGAAGAUUUGAAGUUGGAGAAUCAUGGAGUUGAGUUAUUACACACAAUCGGGAAUAUUUACAUUACGAAGGCGAAUCAGUAUAACAAAAAGAGCUCUAUGUUUGGGUUAGGUGGUACAUAUUAUAGUAUUAUGGAGAAGGGGUAUAUCUUCAGUCAAACAGUAGAAGCUCUUAGGACUGCAUAUAAUUUACAAAGCACUUUUGGUGAAUUGCAAAAAGCUGAGGAGAAUGGUGUAUCAGAAGAAGAAAGGGGUAAAUUAGAAGAAGCAGCUGCCACAAUGGUUCGUUAUAACAAAAUAGGUUUGAAAGCAAUGUGGAAAGGAUCAAAACUUGAAAUUGAAGGCGUAUUGCGUGAUGUUUGUGAUAGAGUUUUAGGUGAUGCAAAUUGUAGUAAAGCAGAAAUUGCCAAUAAGAUUCAUUCGUUAAGUCUAAUUGGUACUAUUUAUCAACAAGUGACCUUAGAGGAGAAAAGUGAAUGA
Cokeromyces recurvatus is the source of this 1281-nucleotide messenger RNA. RefSeq names its product X-domain of DnaJ-containing-domain-containing protein. The transcript is spliced from 7 exons. NCBI's taxonomy places the organism in Eukaryota, Fungi, Mucoromycota, Mucoromycetes, Mucorales, Mucoraceae. The record is from RefSeq and is a predicted model, not a curated record. Bases 1 to 1281 code for a protein of 426 amino acids.